Messenger RNA from Synchiropus splendidus (mandarinfish), 3394 nucleotides. It is a transcript of the gene lrwd1, whose product is annotated as leucine-rich repeats and WD repeat domain containing 1. The record is from RefSeq and is a predicted model, not a curated record. Gene Ontology annotation, cellular component: nuclear origin of replication recognition complex. The transcript has 16 exons. The coding region runs from base 309 to 2612 and encodes 767 amino acids. Lineage: Eukaryota; Metazoa; Chordata; Actinopteri; Syngnathiformes; Callionymidae. Gene Ontology annotation, biological process: chromatin organization; establishment of protein localization to chromatin. Gene Ontology annotation, molecular function: chromatin binding; protein binding.
UGUCCGGAGCUUCCAUUUCCAGUAUUUUUCAACCUCUUCUCUGUCUCUCCUCUUUCUGUGUCUAAACCAGGGGAGUCUUGCCUGCGUAACUUUGUCUCCAAACUAAUCUACAUGAGCAUCUUUAACUCAAAGUCUGCAUCCUGCCAGAAAUCUCUAAAUCAACCUUAAUGGCUCGUCUCGUAACUGUCCUAUUGAGUGUCCCUUUCACUCCAGCUGCUGAGAGAGAACCAAUGAGUAAAUCAAGCAUUUAAUUCUAAUUCAAGACUGUCCGAUUAUCCAAAAUUCCAGUUGAUGGCGGUAGUGAGUCAAUGUUAAGUUUGACCACGUUGAAGAGUAGAACCCUUGACCACGCCCUCCGGAAACUAGUAUAUUUUCCCCGGGAAAGCUUGCACAGUACAAGGAGAAGAGUGAAAGGAGUAACGAUGGAAUGCAUGAAGGACAAAAUAAGUGAGAAACUUUUGUUGGAGAAAUGUUCUCCUAAAACUAAGAAAUUAGAAGAAAUCAAGACACUCAAUCUUUCCAAACUGGGCCUGACACUCCAGGACUUGCCCCUCAAGCUGAUCUCACGUCUACGGUCGCUCGAGCGGUUGAAUUUGUCUAAAAACCGCCUUCGCGAGCUUCCAAGGAACCUUGAACUGCCUAAUCUUCGCUUUCUAGACCUGAGUGACAAUGAAAUGGAGGACGUGACCACCUUGGAAGGCCUCAGUGGACUGGAGGAGCUCAAGAUGGACGACAACCUGUAUAUCACUUUGAGUGAUAAUUACAAGAUGAUGGUUUCACUGCCAAACCUGCGGCUGUACAACGGCAAGGACAUCGCCACCACUGCCAAUCACGUUCGUUUCAUUUUCACAGAGAACCUGAGGACAAGGGUGAUUGCUCACUGGGAGAAAAACUUCAAUCUGCCUGACCCCAUCACAGAAGAAAAUAUAUCCACAUUAGAGGAAAAGUUUGUCAACUCCUGUCGUCAGGUGGUAAAUUAUGGACCGAAUUCAGUGAGCGACUUCACCAAAUGGAAGGUUGAAAUAUUGGCCAAGGAGUAUCUGCGUUCUUUGACACAUCCGGAGGAGGGCAAGGGGAAGAAACAGUUGACUGACAAUAAAGAUGUAGAUAAAAUCUCUUCUCCCCCCAAAAGAAAACAACCAGCAUCAGAACCAGUGACAGAACUGAGGCUGACACCCAGAAAAAAACUGCGUGCUGAACCCUCAUCACCUGCAGUUAAAGAAAGUCCACGCAAAUCUGCAAUGUGCCUCAUACCUUCAAAGAAGGUCCAGGAGAAUGGAGUUACUCUGAGCCCACAGAGAACCGGACGAUGUCCUGCGACUCCCACCAAAGCUUCUCUGGCAGAGACGACUAAGAAUCCUUUAAAAAAAACACAGAUGAAAAAUGUGACACGGUCAAAUGAGCCAGAAAAUACCACUGGUGGAUUCCUCCCAAAGACAGAGAAGUCGGUGAAUCUGAAGCCCCUCCAUGUCCUCCAGUGUCACAGCAAACAGGACAACCCAGAGGACCUGUCCACCCAGCUUUGGGCUUGUGCGUUCCAGCCACUGCCUGACUCCACCGUUUGUAAUGGAGGAACUCGAUUGGUUGCAACAUGUGGAGGAGAUUCAGUCUGUGUGAUCGACUGUGAAACUGGAAUGGUCAUGAAGAAGUACAAAGUUUCUGGGGAGGAGUUUUUUUCGCUCUGCUGGACGACAGUGCUGAUGUCCUCUGGUGGGGGGGCUGCAGCUAAGCACUGCAGCAUCCUGGCGGCAGGAGGGAAGAGGGGGAUUGUGAAACUGAUCCACCCCCGCAACAACAUAGCCUUUGGGGAGUUUCGUGCCAGCCGCAAGUCGCUGUCUGUCCUCCGCUUCAACCAUCAACAAGGAAACUUUUUAUACACGGGCUCUUAUGACAACAAGAUCAUAAUGUGGGACAUUGGUGGAGUGGACAGCAAUUACAACUACAAACUAGUUCAGCUGCUGAUGUUGGACAGCAGUGCUACACCUUUGCACUUGUGCCUCCCUCCUUCGUCCCCGAGCACCCACCUGCUGUCAGCCUCUGAGGACGGUCUGCACUGCUACAAGACACAACUGGGGACUAAAGACUCAACAAAGAGGACAAGUGAAAUGGAGAUCAUUUUCCCAAUUUACAAACAAGACAACAAAGACAGCGAUUUUCACACAAUCGACGGCCUAAGUUUUCUUACUGAUGACAUUGUCGCUUCCAAGAACUUCAUGCAUAGUUCCAUUUACCUGUGGAGCUGGAGUCGAACUAAAGCCCAGCGUCCUGACAAGAAUAAAACCGUGUCUGCUGUGGUCCUGGCUGAACUGCAGUGGACCACAACAGAGAUUCCAUACCUCGCUCUCAAUACGUGUCCUGGACGAGCUUAUGUGGCAUGCGGUGAUGACAAAGGAGGACUGUGGAUGUAUCAUGUCAAGAACCUUGAGAAGAACCUUCAGAAACCCAUCCUGCCCACUGAGUUGUUAAAGUGGCCGUGCCCCCUGAAAAAAGGUCAAGCCAAAGUUGCGGGUCCUUCAAUCAACAAUGUUGCCAUGGACCCGGACCUUCAGUACCUAGUGGCCCUCAGCGACAAGAACAUGGUGAUUGUGUGGAAGAGAGAAAAGUCCUCCUGAGCUACUUUAUAUCAUCUAUAGUCUUGUUUUAAUACCACAUAUUGGUAAAUUAUAUGUUGACACUUGGGGUUCCUUUUAACUGCAAUUCAUUGGAAUAUUGUCAGAAAUAACUGGGAAACUUCUUCAGACUGACAUCUUAGUUGAAGGUUUAAAGUAAAAAUUUGGCUUACAUGUUUUUGUAACACAAUAAUAGUACAGGAGCGAAUAAAAAAGAUGACGUAACAGCCUAAUUUCACCAAUAACACUAUAUGAAUUUGUAAGAUUCAAGACACCUUAUCAGUCAUGAUUCGGUCAGAAUAGGGUGAGGUUUUGUUCCUGAGGCCUUGUGAAGACAGAAAAAGGUAUUAAAAAUGGUUGAAAAACAUAAGCGAAAUAAUGAAACUGCUCAUUACAUCUUUGGCUGAGGUAACAUUUGUGGACGUACAAAAACAAGAUAGAAGAACUACAUAACCAACCUUCAGAACACGUGCCUCUCGUUUUCUUUAACCCACAUCAAGUGAGAAACACAUCCCUGCUAAUCUUUUUCAGUCAUCUCAGUGUAAACAGGUUGUUUUUCUUCCCACUUGACAUAAGUAAGACAAGCUAGUGACUUAGCUGUUGCUAAGUCUUUCUCUUCAAAAAACACUGUUUUGAUGGAUUGGAAUUUCAACAAUAUCCGUACAAAAGAUUGUAAAUAUUUUCUUUUAUUUACAAUGGCAACAUUUUUUAAAAGAAAAUGUAUAUUUUUAAUUGUGUGGAAUAAUUUGAAAAUGUUAAUUCUUCAUGUUGUCAUUUGACUUGUU